AAUUUAGAAAUAAAACCCCCAUCUUCUGACUUCUAUUUCCCAUUCUAGCCCCUCCAUUACCCAAAAUCCCAAGCUGUUAUAAAACUGAUAAGUUCCAACUCUAUGUGUCUCCGUCUCUGUCUUCCCCACUAAUUCCCACACACACACACACAUCACUAAUGGAGAAAGGCGAGGGCUCAUCGAUGGCGGAGCAUGACGAAACGCACAAAACGACCCACCACCUGGCGGUCCCACCAGGGUUGACCCAGUGCGAGUUUGACGAGUUGAAGCGGUUCGUGAUCGAGUUCCACACCUACAGGCUCGGGCCCGGCCAAUGCUCCUCCCUGAUGGUACAGCGCAUAGACGCGACUCCCGACAUCGUCUGGUCCGUCGUUCGGCGCUUCGACAAACCCCAUACCUACAAGCACUUCAUCAAGAGCUGCACGGUGCAGGAAAACUUCCAUAUGGUCGUCGGGUGCACCAGGGAAGUGAAUGUCAUCUCCGGGCUUCCUGCGGCCACCAGCACCGAGAGGUUGGAUAUAUUGGACGACGAGCGGCACGUCACAGGGUUCAGUAUUAUCGGAGGGGAGCACCGACUGCAGAAUUACCGGUCGGUCACGACGGUGCACGGGUUCGACGGCGACGGGAAGGCCCGGACUCUGGUUAUGGAAUCGUACAUGGUGGACAUGCCGGAGGGGAACACCGAGGAAGACACGCGUCUGUUUGCGGACACCGUGGUGAGGUUGAAUCUGCAAAAGCUGGCGUCAGUCACCGAAGCCAUGGCUCGUGGCGGUGACGGCAAAUCCGAGACGAUUUAAGAGAAAAAGAUACAACUGCGAUUUCAAACGCAACAAAAAGGUUGCGAUCUUCCGUUCUGUCUGUUCUUUUUAUUUUUCCUGUGUUCUUUUAAAUUCCCUCUGAAAUCGAGUUUUUGGAGCAUGCAUAUCUUUAUUUUUGGUUUCAACGCGACCUGUAAAAUCACCGAAAUAUCCUCCUCUCCAAAAAAUCACGUGAUUAUAUAUAUGAACUCGAAUGAUAACUUCCUACGUUGGAAUUGCUGAAAGAUGAA
Messenger RNA from Carya illinoinensis, 1048 nucleotides. RefSeq names its product abscisic acid receptor PYR1-like. Lineage: Eukaryota; Viridiplantae; Streptophyta; Magnoliopsida; Fagales; Juglandaceae. Gene Ontology annotation, cellular component: nucleus; cytoplasm. Bases 159 to 797 code for a protein of 212 amino acids. The transcript has a single exon. The record is from RefSeq and is a predicted model, not a curated record. Gene Ontology annotation, biological process: abscisic acid-activated signaling pathway. Gene Ontology annotation, molecular function: abscisic acid binding; protein phosphatase inhibitor activity; signaling receptor activity.